Messenger RNA from Misgurnus anguillicaudatus (oriental weatherfish), 2314 nucleotides. It is a transcript of the gene brms1lb, whose product is annotated as BRMS1 like transcriptional repressor b. NCBI's taxonomy places the organism in Eukaryota, Metazoa, Chordata, Actinopteri, Cypriniformes, Cobitidae. The record is from RefSeq and is a predicted model, not a curated record.
ACGAAGCCAUGUUUUAAACGUGGAUAUUCCUCGCCGGUCGCCGCCUGGUGGUUUUGUCCUCAACGCAGUGGAUUGUUUAUGUUAACUGCUUGUUAUGAUGCCAGUGCAGUCGCGUGAUAGAAAAGAGAAUAAUCACGAAGAAAUGGACGUGGAUUAUCCUGAACACGAGGCCAGUAGCUCAGAUGAGGAGGAUUCAGUUAUCUCGUCCGCAUCAGAAGAUGGAGAUACUUCAGAUAUGGAUGAUGAAGACUGUGAAAGAAGGCGAAUGGAGUGUUUAGAUGAGAUGACAAACCUUGAGAAGCAGUUCACAGACCUCAAGGAUCAGUUGUAUAAAGAGAGGCUCAGUCAAAUGGACCUUAAAUUACAAGAAGUGAUAGCGGGCAGUGCUCCAGAAUACCUUGAACCCCUGGCCACCCUACAGGAGAAUAUGCAGAUCCGAACCAAAGUUGCAGGCAUCUAUCGUGAGCUCUGUUUGGAAUCUGUCAGAAACAAAUAUGACUGUGAGAUGCAGGCAGCAAGCCAGCACUGGGAGAGUGAGAAGCUCUUGCUUUUUGACACGGUUCAGAGUGAACUAGAAGAGAAGAUCAGGCGACUGGAAGAGGACAGACACAGUAUAGAUAUAACUUCAGAGCUGUGGAGUGAUGGUAUGCAGUCGAAGAAAAAUAAAAAGAAAGAUCCUCUCAGUCCCGGAAAAAAGAAAAAACCUGUUGUCGUGUCAGGACCAUAUAUUGUUUACAUGUUACAAGACUUGGAUAUACUUGAAGACUGGACAGCCAUAAGAAAGGCUAUGGCUUCUAUGGGUCCCCACAGAGUGAAAGUGGAUGUUCCUCUAAAACCUGAGAGACAUCAUCACGUGGCCCGAUCAGAGGAUGGACGUCUGUUCUAUGACAAUAAAUGGUACAGCCGAGGUCAGGCCAUUUGUAUCAACAAGAAGGAUGAGUUCCCCAGCAGUGCCAUAAUAACCACUGUUAACCACGAUGAGGUUUGGUUCAAGCGUCUGGAUGGCAGCAAAUCAAAGCUAUAUAUCUCUCAGCUCCAGAAAGGCAAAUACACUAUAAAACACUCCUGAACUUUAACCCUUAUCUACCUAUGGUCCUUCUGUUUCCAUGUGUGUUCAACUCUGCGCUCUGUUUGUCACCAUGACCUGUCAUUAAUGCUGAUGGGACUUGGGUCUUACAUGCAUGCACGGCAUGUUUGCACUCCAUGAGUCAGAGCUGCAAAACAAACAAAAAAGCAGCCCAAGUGAUAUUGAACACAUUAAUGUUUCUAUGCCUUUUAUGAUAUACAAACAGAUUCAGUGUUUCAUUUGAUUUAUGGUGCAUGAAUUUCUGUUCUGAAACUGAGUGCCAUAUAUCCUGUGAGAUAUGUGUUUUACAUUCUUAACAGGAUUGUUUGCAAAGUCCUUAUAUUAUUAUUAUUUUUCUACUCAUCCUCAAAAUGAAAGACAAAUACUAUGAAUUGUUAGAAUUUAUUCUUAAAUAUUGUGUGUUAUCAUAUCUGUAUAGUUCGGGUAUUAAUGUACACUUUCUUUAUCAUGUAAAGGAUCAAAUCAUUUUAGAUGUACUAUCUUCAGCCAAGCAACGUAUAUGUAGUCUUUGAUUAAAUGCAUGGUUUUGCUGGGCAUGUCAUGUGCGUUGUGUAUCAGGGAACUUGCAACUUAUCAUCUCAGUAUUAAAAAGGAAAAAUUCGCUUUUUCUGUUUAAAUGUUGGCGUUUACGAGUGUCCAAACGAACUUCAGCUAGACAUUGCACUGAAUGUUGUUUGAUAUUUUUUUCUAUGUUCUGUAUGUUUACAUCCAUUUCACAGUGUUUCAGCACUACAGUUGUUUGUUACUUGUGUUGAAUUUAAAAAAAUAGUUAAAAAAGGGAACUUAGAUGUAUCAUGCUAGUGUUUUUAACUGAUGAAAAUGUUGGAAAAGGUGAAGUGUGUAAUUUCUGCUAGCAUUGCCAAACUGAUUUAAUUGAUUUCUUUCAAAGAAAAACAAAUCCCGCCCCUAUCUUACACCAUUGGUUGAGCCAGCAUUGAUGUCUUUUGGUUGGUUGGGAUCUUAAAACAAGAACAAUUUUAGAUCAAACCUUAAGAGAUAAUCAAUCUGUGAAUGACUUUUAUUUUGUUUCUGAAUAUUAAUCUGGGGUCAAAUAAGUAUUUUGUUGUUUAGAAAUUACACGCAUCACCUUUAAUUGAUACGGUAUUUAACACUACACAAAUCCUGCCAAAAGAACCUUGUCUUCCACAAUCCAUAGAGGCCAAAGGUAUUCGCACAUCCUUAAUGAAAUGUACUGCCUUAAUAUAAAGAUCAUAUUAACAAAGUAAA